GGAGGAGGUUUUUGUUGGUAAAGAAAAGAUUUGAAUCAGAGCUCAAGAUCCAUUAAAGGGAGAAAUCCAGCAAAAGCAGCUGAAAUCCAGCUUGGAAAAGGGGUGGGGGGGAAGGAGGAGAAAGAAAUGAAUCGAUAAUUUUUUUUUAAAAAAACCCAACCACCACCCAAGACUUUAAACUGGUCUCAACCUCUUCAAGGAAAGUUAAUCAAUAAACUAAUUAACUGCUUUGCAAGCUCUGUAAUUAAUAGAUCAAAAGUAUUAGCGCCGGGGCUCUGGCAUCGCGAACAGCUCUCCUGCUUCCAAGGAGGCGGAAUUGUGAGAUUCUUUCUAAUUGGGGUUUUUUUUAAUAAUUUUUUUUGCAUCGGGAUUUUAAUUUUUUUUAAUAAUAAUAAUAAAAAAAAAGCAGCAGCCGAGGGAGGUGAAAAAAAUGGAGGAGGAGACAGCGAGGAAGCUCCGCCGAGGGAAAAAAAAAAUCGACGCCAAGAUUUGGGGGGCUCUUGCCACCCUCCAAACCCACCCGCCUCCCGUUCCUUUGUUUGUUUCGCCGCUGGGACGUGUCGGGGAGACCUCGCCGUGGGGUGCGGCGCUCGCUGGGGCCGGGUCGGGGAUUCCAAGCGCGCCCCCCAAAUUCGCCCCCUGGGCCCAAUGAAGGAACCCGAUGCCAUUAAACUUUUCAUCGGGCAGAUCCCACGGAACCUGGAGGAGAAGGACCUGAAGCCCAUCUUCGAGCAGUUCGGGAAAAUCUACGAGCUGACGGUGAUCAAGGAUAAGUACACGGGCAUGCACAAAGGAUGCGCGUUCCUGACCUACUGCGCCCGGGAAUCGGCCCUCAAGGCGCAGAGCGCGCUGCACGAGCAGAAAACGCUGCCAGGGAUGAACCGGCCCAUCCAGGUGAAGCCAGCAGACAGUGAAAGCAGAGGAGAAGACCGGAAGUUGUUUGUGGGGAUGCUGGGCAAGCAGCAGACGGACGAGGACGUCAGGAAAAUGUUUGAGCACUUUGGGAACAUCGACGAGUGCACGGUGCUGCGAGGGCCGGACGGCACCAGCAAAGAACGACGGGCAGAGGGGGCCUCAGGGCUGGGCCUAGAUCCUCCACUUGGGGGUGCGUCACCCCAUCCCGAGGGGUCACUCACACGCUCCUUUGCCUCCGUGCCAGCCGCCUACCCCGCUGCCUACGGGCUGGUGAGCCCGGCCUUCCCCCAGCAGCCCGUCCCCCCAGGACUUCCUAGGCCCCCCCAACACUGCCCCGAGGGCUGUAACAUCUUCAUCUACCACCUGCCCCAGGAGUUCACUGACUCCGAGAUCCUGCAGAUGUUCCUGCCCUUCGGGAACGUCAUCUCUGCCAAAGUCUUCGUGGAUCGGGCAACCAAUCAGAGCAAAUGUUUUGGGUUCGUAAGUUUCGACAAUCCUGCCAGCGCCCAGGCUGCCAUCCAGGCUAUGAACGGCUUCCAGAUCGGCAUGAAGCGCCUGAAAGUGCAGCUCAAGCGACCGAAAGACGCCAACCGGCCGUACUAAGGCCCCAG
This is a messenger RNA of Pelodiscus sinensis (Chinese soft-shelled turtle), 1526 nucleotides long. Lineage: Eukaryota; Metazoa; Chordata; Testudines; Trionychidae. The record is from RefSeq and is a predicted model, not a curated record.